Molecule: messenger RNA, 2639 nt
Organism: Vespa crabro (European hornet)
Lineage: Eukaryota; Metazoa; Arthropoda; Insecta; Hymenoptera; Vespidae
Product: 23 kDa integral membrane protein-like
Exons: 5
Coding region: 293-1093 (266 amino acids)
Cellular component (GO): membrane
Source: RefSeq, a predicted model, not a curated record
GCUCGAUUUGUUACAACGGGUUAGACUUUCGAACGAUCGAAAGACGCGCGCUUCUAGAAAACGUCUCUUUUGUGAUCGUGUCGCCCUCGCGAUAACGACGGUGAGUUCGGAUAAAGUUAACGGCGGCACAUGCAUAAGUAAUUCUCUCUCUCUCUCUCUCUCUCUCUCUCUCUCUUUUUCUUUCCGCACGCGCGUGUUACGUGUAUGUGUAUCGCGCGCGCGCGCGCGCGCACUCAAUCUCGAUCUCUUUUCGUCUCCACCGCGCGUAUAUUUAUAAACGUGAAAUGGUGAAAUGGCACGAGCACUCGGCUGCUUGCGAUAUCUUCUAAUCGCCGGUACUAUCGUUCUUGGCAUAUCAGGAAUAAUAACAUCCGCCUUCGCAGGAUUUUUUUUAUAUCAAUUAAACGAAUAUGAACAACUCACUCCCGAAAAUGUUUAUGGUCCAUCCAUUGUUCUCUUGGUUUUGGGUAUCUUCACAUGUGCCAUCGGUUGGUUGUCCUGGCAUUUUCUCGAUUUUACGCAAAAGGGACAAGCAAUAUUAUUUGUUACAAGUUUGGUGAUUAUUUCCUUAUUCGAAAUGUGUGCCGGAAUAUGGACUGUUGUCAGACACGAACAAAUAGAUUUUCUUCCGGCUGCUCAUCUUGACAAAAUAUUUACAGAUGAAAAAAAUCAACCUUUAUGGGAGCACAUACAAACGAAGUUUCGUUGUUGCGGCAUAGACGGACCUAUCGAUUAUCGAGGAAUAAAUUCGGUUCCUUGGUCUUGUUGCGAUAUAACAUCAUCACUAAAGCCAGACAAUGAUAAAUCAGCUUGUACUUCUAUAUACGGCAGAGGUUGCCACCAUGUAAUGAUAAGUCGAACAAAAUCGAUUUUAUUACACGUGUUUCUACUUAGUCUCGGUAAAUUAGUAUUGGAGAUUUGUCUGAUAAUAUGUACAACCUGUUACAUGAAAGCUUCUACGAAUAGAAUAGAAAAAAGAAGGCAGGAUGCAUUGACUCGCAGAAUAUCCUCACAAGUGGUAUAUCAUCCGGAUAAUAAUAAAAAACUUUUGGAUCAGCCAUUGUCCGUAUCCAGAACCAAAUCCAUUGGAUAAUUUAAUUAUUCAAUUGAAUUUUUAUAAGUUCGAUCAUUUGGAACAUUCAAGUCGAAUCAUUUAAGAUUUUGUCAAUGCGAUUAGAUUUUCGACGAUAAGAUAUCAUGAAUAAAAGUAUGAUUCAUUACGACAUGUCCCGAUGACGAAAAUAAGUAAGGGGACAUUCGUGAAAUAAAACAUAAUUUUUUAAAAAUCAGCGUAACCUCUUAUCUUGUUUAUAUCAUGAAUGAAAUGUUUUUUACAUAUCUUCAUUGUUAUAAGAUAAAAUGAUAGAUUAGAGAAAAUAGAUUUUUAUUAUAUUUAUAAACGUAUCACGACAAUGAUAUUCUUGUAAUAAUGAAAUAUUGGAUAUAAUCGUACAAAAAUUAUAAUGAAAAACAAUAAUAAUAAUAAAAAAAAAAAAAAACAAAAAAAAACAAAGGAAAGAUAAAGAACAUCAUUCGUUUCUUCUACAUUCCAUUUAUCUCAUUAUAAAAUGUAUAAUUAUGUGCAAACAUAACAUAGGUUUGAUAAUACGUCUGGGUUGCGUCUGAUUUAAAUUGAAACGACACGAUAUAUGUCUUGCAUUAAAUUAAUGAAAAUUUUAUUACACAAUUUGCACGUUACUGUUUUAAAAAUGACGAAGAAAUUGAACUUAGUAAUAUCCAUUCAUAAUGUAUCUUUGGUCAGGAACCUUCGUAUCUAACGUAUGAUCUUAAAAGAUUUAGAUAAAUGAUUUCGUUGAAAUAUCUAUUUGACAUGAUAUUAUACAAAUGAUUUUAUUAUUAUUAUUAUUAUUAUUAUUAUUAUUAUUAUUAUUAUUAUUAUUAUUAUUUAAUUUUUCAUAAUAUUAGAAUAUCGAGUUAAUUACAUGAAAAAAUAUAUCAAUCAUAUUUUAUAUCGGCAGCACAUCGAUUUCUUUGUUAUUAGAUUAUUAAGUUUCUAUUCCAUAGAUUGAUAAAAUCGAUCGAGGCGAUCGAGUUAAUGGUUUUUAAGAUAAAACAAAAUAAAGAAAAAUAAAAAAAAGAAAAAUCAACGAAGAAAAUAAUUUCACGAUAUUGUGCAUUAAAAUUGUAAGAAUUCUGGGGAUAAGAAAAUAAUACAAGUUGCAAAUAACUCUCGAUUCAAUGCGCGCAUGAAACGAGUUGAACAACAGCGUGAGUCAUGCAGAGAGAAAGAGAGAGAGAGUGAGAGAGAGUGAGAGAGAGAGAGAGAGAGAAAGAGAGAAAAAGGGAGGGAGGAUGGGCUAGAGUAGAUGGGAUGAACAACGAGGGGUGGGGAUAAGCUGGUACGUAAAUGUUCACAAGAAGACCACAGAAUAGCGGUAACGAUCGUUCAGUUGAAUUUCUAUCCUCGUGUUUGAUACGUCUUAUUGCGCGUCUUCGGCAACCCGGAAUAACCUGUUGAACGCAGUUUCUUAUUCGCGUAAACACUUCCAGUGAAGUGAUUUAUUCUUGUUGCUUGAAUUCGAAAGGGGGAAGAAAGAAAGGAAAAAAAAGAGAGAAAGAAAAGAAAAGAAAAGAAAAGAGAAAAGAAAAAAGAAAAAAGAAAAAGGAAAGAAGAAAAA